AUGGGAACCGGGUGGAGGAGGGCAUUCUGCACGACCAUCCGUCGGGACGCCGACUCGUCCUCCCCAGUAGAACCACAGUCAAGCCCUAGCCCGAAGACCGGUGCCAAGCUAAGUUUCUUCCGCAGGAGCCGCAGCAGCCCCUCCACGCCACGCCUCCAGCAUCAGACGCAGUCACGGCCCUCAACGCCCACCCUCCGCUGCCGGACCCAGUUGCCGACAGGUUUCACCGACACCGGCGCCACCGAAAGGGCCACUCUGCAGAGCCAGAGCUCGGCCACAGCACUCCUGGGCGAACCAACCACGCCGGGAAGCUACCGCCAAAGCUGGAGGCCGCCGUUUGUAUCGUCGAAUCCGUCCUCCCCACGUUCGCCCUCCCGCCUCGCACUGCUACUCAGGAACAACCUCCGUUUCACCCGGGUAAGCAAUUCUUUCGACGGUGAUUUAGUUCCCCCCACAGUUCAUCCUCCCUUCCAUGGAGAAACAAGGCAUCGUUCUCUCCCCCCUCACCGUCGAUCCUCGCGUCCUAUGCGUCUCGUCCUUCCCCUAUCCCGUCGAAGCCCUCGUUUGCGCGACUGCUGGGUGGGCGCCUUGAGUUCAUGCCGAUGGAAGCUUUGAUGGGCUUCUUUGCUUCGAUGGAGACCAAUACUCACUAUUCCAGCAGCCUUCUUCUCUCAAGGUCUCCCCGUUCAAUGGGCUCAUCUCCGUCUCGGGUUCUGUCCUCGCGGAUUCAGCACAAGCUCGUUGAGACUAAAAUCCCGUCAGCCUUUUUAAUUCGUCCCUACUAAAAAAAGGAGGGUUUCUACUUCGGGCGUGGGAGCCAUCCCAUCGGACCUUAUUGCGGUGUCACCCCUGGGCCGGAUUUUUGGUCUUUUGCUCCAACUUCUUCAUUGGAAUCGCGGAAUUCUGUAGAGUAGCAGCCGUCAUUGCAGUACGAUUUGAUCGCUUCUUACUAUCGACUGGCUUCUUCGGGCUUCCAGAGCAGGUGUGGCAUCUGUCUGCAAAGCGUGAGGACGGGGAAGGGCACCGCUAUUUUCACUGCCGAAUGCUCUCACGCCUUCCACUUCCAAUGCAUAGCCAGCGACGUGCGCAACCAGAAGAAGUCCUGCCCAAUCUGCUCUUCUGUCUGGCGCCAGGUACCUUUCCUCUCCUCCGUCCACGCGGAGGAAAACCAAAAGCAGCAGGACCCUGCUCCGGAACAGGGGAAGCUUUCGGCUGCGGUUCCGCGGAAAGCCGACACGGCAAACUCUGUCGUCGGCACUAAAGUGUACGAUGACGACGAGCCAUUCCUGAACAACGCCACUGCCUGCUUCCAUCCGAUACCCGAAGCAGAGGACGAAUAUGCGGAGGGAGAAAUAGGGGAUGGGGUAGCCGUGGCGCCCUCUCCCAGUUGCACAUCUCCGCCUCGCCGUCAGCACGCUGCCAAUUGCGCUCUGCGAGUCACGUCCAGUUCCGAUGUUGCCUUGCUGUCCGUAGGCCGUGUCCACGAGAACCACGUCGUCGCCCUCAAGGUCAAGUCUCUGACGCCGGUGUCAAAUACGGCGGCAACGGCGGCGGCUGCGCCUCUCCUUGACCCCUCCCGCCGCGCCCCCAUCGACCUUGUGACAGUGCUUGACGUGGGGACGACCAUGACGGGCGCGAAACUCCAAAUGCUGAAACGGGCAAUGCGCCUCGUUGUCUCCUCCCUUGGGCCUUGUGACAGGCUAUCCAUAGUAGCCAUCUCCGCAUCCUCCGCAAAGAGGUUGCUCCCCCUGCGGAGGAUGUCACCGGACGGGCAGCGCUCGGCCCGGCGGAUCGUGGAGAGGCUCAUCUGUGUAGAGGGCUCAUCCGCCAGGGAGGGGCUCAGGAAGGCAGUCAAGGUGCUCGAAGACCGGAGGGAGAGCAACCCGGUGGCUGCCGUCGUGCUGCUCACCGACAGUCAGCAGCACAAGGAUGACUGUAGCAGGCGGCGGCGGGAAUGCCCUUCGUCUCACACGUCUUAUUCUGCAAGAACGCGAUUCGCUCACCUCGAGGUACCCAUCCACGAGUCAGGUUUCGGUGCCGAGGAGCACCAAGAACACGCUGAGGAUUCGUUCGCCCGGUGUGUGGGAGGUCUUCUCAGUGUUGUGUGCCAUGACGUACGCCUUGAGCUCUCCUUCCCCUCCGGCGAGGUUUGCUCCGUCUACUCCAGCGGCAGUCGGCCCGUCUCCCUCGGCGGUGGGGGUAAUUUGAGAAUGGGGGACAUGUAUGCUGGCGAGGAGAGAGAGCUGCUUGUGGAGUUGAGAAUGAACUCCGCCGUCCUAAGCGCUGGUGCCUUCCAGCCCCUUCUGGUGAGUUACUCAUACAGAAACCCCGCCACUCAGGAGCUGGUCCACGGAGGGGAGCAUACCCUCCCGGUGUUUCUCACCCGCCGCCAACGUCCAGCCGCCGCGCCCAAAGUCGAGCAUCUGCGGAACGUCUUCAUCACGGCCCGGGCCAUCGCGGAGGCUCAGCGCCUAGCAGACAACGGUGACUUCGCCACGGGGCUUCACCUCCUCGCUUCAGCCCGCCGGCUGCUGCUCGAGUGCAGCUCGAUCUGCCCCGACGAGAACCUCCGGGCCGUUGAGGCAGAGCUUCAAGAACUCCGAUGGCGGCAGCAGAGGAGGAACGGGAUCACAGAGCGGCCGACGCCCUCGGCCUUGGAGAACAGUGCGGCCGCGGAGGCUCUGACACCGAUGUCCGCGUGGCGUGCCGCGGAGAGGCUGGCGAAGCUGGCCAUCAUGAGGAAGUCGCUGAACCGGGUGAGCGACCUGCACGGUUUCGAGAAUGCCCGAUUCUGA
Spirodela intermedia is the source of this 2795-nucleotide messenger RNA. The record is from the annotation of a GenBank genome assembly. Lineage: Eukaryota; Viridiplantae; Streptophyta; Magnoliopsida; Alismatales; Araceae.